Molecule: messenger RNA, 783 nt
Organism: Guillardia theta CCMP2712
Lineage: Eukaryota; Cryptophyceae; Pyrenomonadales; Geminigeraceae
Exons: 14
Coding region: 1-783 (260 amino acids)
Source: RefSeq, a predicted model, not a curated record
AUGGUUUCCAACUCCCUGCUGAACGAGAUCAUAGAGAUCAAGUCAGUUCUGCAAGAGAAUACGCAUGAUAUCAAGAAGUACCGGGAUGAAACUCGAAAUUUGCGAAGGGAGGUCGAACUAUCCAGGUUAGAGAAGGAGGAAUUAAUGAAGCAGAUCCACGAGCUCCGGCAGACCCUGAGGCUCAACUACAAGCCUGAUUUCCAGCAAGAAAGUGCGCACAGCCGUCUUGAAAAGAAGGAAAGACAGAUGUGCAACGAGAUCGUCAUGCUUGCAGAUGAGAAAUUGUCCAGCAGACUUCGACAUUUCGAUGCGGUCCUGGAGGAGAUGAGGAUCAACUUUAAGGAGAUUGAAGACAUGCAAUCCAAUGCGAGAGAGUUUGAGCAGAAGAAUGAGAUCUCAUAUAACUCCCUCGUCGACUCGUUGGCGUCGAGGAAAAUUUCGUUGCUGGACGAGGAGACCAAAGCGACGGUUGCGGAGCUCAAGAACAAACAGAAAGUUAUCUCCAUGGAACUGGAAGAUUUGCGAUCUGAAACAUGCAAGCUUGACCAGGAGGUGACGAUCCGAAGGCAAGAAUGCGCAGAGCUGCUCGCUUACCGCAAUGAAGACAUCAGCUUGUUGUAUGACUCCUUGCAAACCUUCGAGAAACACAUGAAACGAUCUAUCGAGCAAAUCCGCGAUCAAAAUCACUUCAUCUCCCAGCAAGGGAAACAAGAAGAUCAGCAAGACACGUCUUCGGAGCAAACUUCUUCAGCGAAUCUCUAUCAAAGAUUCAGGACGAACUGA